Lindgomyces ingoldianus is the source of this 1236-nucleotide messenger RNA. Its product is annotated as beta-lactamase/transpeptidase-like protein. The coding region runs from base 1 to 1236 and encodes 411 amino acids. The transcript is spliced from 3 exons. Lineage: Eukaryota; Fungi; Ascomycota; Dothideomycetes; Pleosporales; Lindgomycetaceae. The record is from RefSeq and is a predicted model, not a curated record.
AUGCCUCUUUCGGCCGAAACGAAGAAAAGCCUCCAGCAGACUGUUGACGCUGCAUGUGCAGACUCGCAGUCUGGUAUUCCAGGUGCCAGUGUCGUAGUCGUCGACAAAAAUGGUGAAGAACUUUUCGCGUACGCUAGCGGUAAACGAGGGUGCAAGAGCUCCGAGCCGAUGACACUUGAUAACAUCUUCUGGAUCGCGUCCUGCACCAAAAUGGUUGCUGGGGUCGCUUGUAUGCAGCUCGUGGAGAAGGGAAUCCUCGAGUUGGACGAUGGAGAUCAAUUAGAGAAGCUCUGUCCGGAAUUGAAGGAAAUUAAAGUCCUUCAAGACGACGGUAAAUUGGUAGAGAAAAAGAGGAAGAUAACACUUAGAAUGCUGCUGACCCACACUGCUGGCUUCGGCUACACGUUCUUUAAUUCUAAGCUCCGCGAUUAUAGCCACCCGAUCGGCUUCGAUGAGUUCUCUGGAAGCCUCAAUGACAUCACGCAACCACUCGUACACCAGCCGGGAGAGAACUGGGAGUAUGGUGUCAACAUUGACUGGGCGGGGAUUGCACUGGAACGUGCGACCGGGCUCUCGCUCAAUGAGUACAUUCAUCAGAAUAUCUUCAAUCCUCUGGGUCUAGACAACAUCUCCAUGUUCCCCAACGAGUCCAUGCGACAGCGUCUUGCGCACAUGCAUUUCAGAAAGCAUGAUGGGUUCCUGAUAGCGCGAGACCACCUCUUGCGAAAGCCGUUGGUGGUAGGAGCUGCCGAAGUUUCGAGUGUCCUGAACAGCGGUGGUGCAGGAUGCUUUGCGAGGCCACAAGACUACUGUCAGAUUAUCGCCACUCUUCUUAACGAUGGGACCUCCCCACGCACAGGCGUUCAGUUGCUCCAAAGGUCUACCGUGAACGAAAUGUUCCGUAACCAGAUUCCUGACUUUCCCAACUUUGCCCGUCAAGGCAUUCCGGACGCGAAACCUGAUCUGACGAAUCCAAUUCCCGAGAUAUAUCCCGUGCCAGGGAACCCGCCCCAGGGGUGGGGACUAACGUUCAUGCUCAGCAACGGGGGUAUAACGGGUAGGUCUAAAGGUACAGGAUUUUGGGCAGGUUUGCCCAAUUGUUGGUGGUGGUGCGAUCGAGAGAAUGGCAUUGGUGGGUUGGUCUGUAGCCAGAUCCUACCUUUCGCGGAUGCGAAGGUCCUAGGGCUCUGGUUCGACAUCGAGACACAAAUCUACAAAGCCCUUAGUUCAGGUUAA